This is a messenger RNA of Postia placenta MAD-698-R-SB12, 1575 nucleotides long. RefSeq lists its product as hypothetical. The record is from RefSeq and is a predicted model, not a curated record. The transcript has 4 exons. Gene Ontology annotation, cellular component: cytoplasm. Bases 1 to 1575 code for a protein of 524 amino acids. Gene Ontology annotation, molecular function: oxidoreductase activity. Lineage: Eukaryota; Fungi; Basidiomycota; Agaricomycetes; Polyporales; Adustoporiaceae.
AUGGGCAACGUCACCUCAAAAGCGAAGUUCUUACUCGCAGCUAGUCUGCGCCUACGCGAAGCAUAUAAUGAGCUCUCUCAACGACUGCAAGCCCCCCCUGGGAUCCCUGUACCUAACCCGAACCUACCUUUCUGGACUGUGCCUCCCUCCCUGAUAUCCUCUGAAGGGGCGCCUCUGCCAGAACACGCUGACAUUGUAGUCAUUGGUUCUGGUAUCACAGGCACGUCAGUGGUGUACAAUCUCCUCGAGCGCAGUUAUGGUGUGAAGGUGGUGAUGCUCGAAGCUCGGGACGUCUGCUCUGGAGCAACAGCAAGGAACGGAGGGCAUGCGAAUCCACCGCUGUAUCAUGAUUACUCCGAGUUGAAGGAGAAGUACGGGGAAUCUACCGCUAAGAUGAUGGUUAAGUUCCGCUUGUCACACCUGCAAGAGAUGAAACAUAUCGCAGAAAGCGAAGACCUUCUGAAAGAAUCGCAAGUGCGAGAUACCGUGCAUGUUGACGUUUUUACAUGCCCCAAAACCUUCGCUGAGGCUAAAGAAACCCUCAUGAAAUGGAAGGCGGACAUGCCCGACGAAUCAAGUACCUUUGGGUACUGCGAGAGAGAAGAUGCCAUCACGAGAUUCUCCCUGUCGGAGAGCACCGUUGGGUGCAUCUUCGGGUCUGGAGGUGCAUUGCACCCCUAUCGCUUGGUAACAUCCAUUCUGACAAAGCUACUCGACCGGCACUCGGAUACAUUUCAUAUCGCUACUCAGACGCCAUGUACCGCCAUUACAGGGCCAACUACAUCCUCCCCUUACUACAGCGCAAUCACGCCACGUGGCACCGUCACCGCCGCGCACAUCAUUCAUGCCACCAACGGUUGGUCCUCACACCUGCUCGAGCCCAUGCGCACUAAGAUCGUACCUGUCCGGGGGACCAUGUCUGCCCAGCGUCCGGGGACCUCGUUGAGCGCCUCGACGAGUGACGGCUGCCGCUCAUUCGUGUUCUACCGCGGAACGUCCGGCUACGACUACCUCACGCAGCUGCCUGCGGGCGAGCACGAGCUCAUGUUCGGCGGCGGCUGGGCACAGUCGUGCGACAACAACCUGCCCGACAUUGGCAUCACGGACGACAGCACGUUCAGCUUCGCGAGUGCGAGCCAUCUCGCGGGCGCACUCCCGCUCUACUUUGGCGCGAACCACUGGGGCGGCGAGGCGGUGCCUGCGGGCGAGCAGGACGCACAUUGGGGGACGGGCCGGACGAAGGCGCAGUGGAGCGGCAUCCUGGGCAUCUCCACGGAUAACCUGCCGUGGGUGGGACGUCUUCCUGCUAUAGUCGCAGGCCGGGUCCCUCCCCCUGCCGUGCCCUCGGCUGUAUCGGAGAAAGGAGCCGGUGGGCUGGCACCGUCAGGCGAAUGGAUCGCUGCGGGAUACUCGGGUGAAGGCAUGGUGCAUGCCUGGAUGAGCGGCAAGGCAGUCGCGUAUAUGCUGCUAGGCCGGGAGAACGAGUUGACAGAUUGGUUCCCGGACAUUCUGCGGGUGACGGAGAAACGGUGGAAGAAGGCGACCGUCGACGAUCUCUUGGCACGCUUCUUGUAG